AUGUCCUCCAAAGCUGAUGUUAACGUCCCUACCGACGUGAAGCAAAAAGAGAAGGAUAUCAACCAGAAGCUCCAGCUAUUCGGAAUCUACCAUGCCUUCAAGAACAGCAAGCUUCCCUCGAACAAGCAGUGUGAUAUCGCAUUGAACAGUGCUCUGGCCUCCAAGGCCCUCUCCUCUCCAUCCAAUGAGCUUUCUAGCGAGGGCAAGGUCCUGAUCGAGGACUUGCGCAACGUCAUUGAACAGGCUAAGCUCCUGUUGCUCACCAAGAACGAGGGCGAGCUGUUGCAAGACUUCAUCUGGCAAGCUCAGAAUAUCAACGCCGGUGAUGUGAAGGGCCCCGAUAUGCCUGUGUCUAAGGAGGUGGGCCAGCAGGAUGCCAAUAAGGCUUUGGAGGGUCUCAAGACUCUCGGCACACUUCUGAUCACCAACGGAGAGUUCCGCAAGAUCUUGAGCGAUGCUGUCCUUUUGAUCCGCGAUAUGGCAGCUGAUGCCUCCCAGAAGGCCGCCAACGUGAUCCGCCCUCCUGAGGCGCAAUUGGCUCAAAUUGACGAGCCAGCCGAGGAGAACACCUGGCACGAGAAGCCUAAUAUCUCCAAGGAGGACAUCAAGAAGCGCUUCAAGAAGAGCAAGGGUGACAAGGAUAGCGUUGCCUCGCCCUCCAUCACCCAGGCUGCCGAUACUACCGAAGAUGGUGCUUCUGUGACUCCUUCAGAGCAGAGCCGCCGAAAGAAGUAUGGCCAGCAAGCUCGGGAGUACCUGUCCGAGAAGGUUCCCAAGGAGCGCCGCGAGCAGGCCAUCUGGCGUCUGAAGAAGAUGAUCAUUGAGAUUCAGGGCCACGCUGACUACCAGCAAGCCAUCGAGACUCUGCUGAGCAUGGCCGAGAAGUACGCCGGCCACACCAAGACUGCCACCGCCCAGAGUGGCAGUGCUGUGCGUGACAUUCGGUCCAACGACAGCGUCAAGGCUGUUGAGCACAACCUGCGCACCCUCAUUGAGCGUUUUGCCAACAACACUUCUCUGUCUGACUUCUUCGAGUCGCUGAACAACAUCUACCGCGAUGCAGACAAGGACCCUGAGCUGCGUGGGUGGUUCUCGAACAUCGACACCUACAUUCGCAAGUGUUUGCGUGAGCAGGGCUUCAUCAUGGAUAAAGAGGCUAACCGCCAGUGGAACGAGCUUUACGACAAGGGCCGGUACCUCCUUCGUGAGCGCUACCGCACCCACACUGACCGCAUUGUGGACGAGACCAAGUUCAUCGCGGAUCAGUUCGACAAGGACCCUCAAAACAAGGCUUUCGCAGAGUCCAUUCAGAAGCUAUUCUUGGACCUUGGCCGUGAUGCCGACGGCAAGGUUGUCUUCAAGAAGCAUCUUCUCAAGGAUAUUCGUGACGUUAUCCUGCCUGGCAUCAUUGAGAACGUUCGCUACAUCCCUAUCCCUCGUAUUGAGGUCUCCGAUCCUACCGUCGAUGUGGUUGUCGAGAACCUUACUAUUGAGAGUGACAACCUGAUGCCCAACGUCGUCGAGUUUGGUAGCGACAACUACUUCCGCUGGGGCCGCAAGAAGAUCCGCAGCAAGCGUGACAACAAGAUCAUGAUUGCCGCGUCCGGUAUUCAGGCUGACUUCCGCGAUGUCAGCUACUACAUCAAGAAGAAGCAGGGUUUCCCCUCUAUCACCGACAUUGGUGUCAUGGACAUCAUCCUGGGUGGUGAGGGUUUCGGCUUCAAGAUCGUCGCAUCGACCGCGAACAAAGACGACAAGCAGCACUUCGUCAAGCUUGACAAGGUCUCUGUGAACAUCAAGAACAUGGACAUCAAGCUCAAGAAGUCCAAGCACAAGGUUCUCUUCGCCACCUUCAAGCCCAUGCUCUUCCGUGUCGUCCGUCCCGCCCUGGAGAAGGUCAUCGAGGCUCAAAUCCGCAAGGCAUUCAGCGACGGCGAUGCCUACGCCCACGAGAUCCAAAAGGAGGCUCGGCGCGCCCAGGAGGCCGCUCGCGAGGACCCGGAGAACGCUCCUAGCAUGUUCUCUCGCUACGCCGACGCCAUGCGCGCUCGUGCCCAGGCCAAAGCCAAGAAGGCCGAGGGUAUCGUCAGCCGCACCAAGGUCCAGACUGUCAUGACCAUGCACGACUCCAUCUUCCCAGACAUCAAGCUGCCCGGCGGUAUCUCCAACAAGGCCACCGAGUACGCCGAGUUGGCCACCAAGGGCGAAAAGUGGGAGUCGGCCAUCUUCAGCAUUGGCGAUGCCUCCGAGUCUACGAACAUCCCCAGUGCCGGCGAUGUCACCCGUAAGCCUCACGCCACCGCUGCAGACCGUGCUACGAAUGGCGGCACAACCACUCUCCCCGGCGCCAACGGUACCAAGGUGGAGGGUUACCCUUCGCGAGGCUUCUCCGAUGAACUCGACGAGGCCUUUGUCAAUGACAAGACCAAUGGUCUAGGUGCGGGUAUCAAGCAUACUCCCAACGGUACUAACGGCAUCACUCGCGCCGCCGACGGUCCGGCCGCGGUGUUUUAA
Penicillium cataractarum is the source of this 2514-nucleotide messenger RNA. RefSeq lists its product as uncharacterized. Lineage: Eukaryota; Fungi; Ascomycota; Eurotiomycetes; Eurotiales; Aspergillaceae. Gene Ontology annotation, molecular function: lipid binding. The transcript has 6 exons. The coding region runs from base 1 to 2514 and encodes 837 amino acids. The record is from RefSeq and is a predicted model, not a curated record.